Molecule: messenger RNA, 769 nt
Organism: Merops nubicus (carmine bee-eater)
Lineage: Eukaryota; Metazoa; Chordata; Aves; Coraciiformes; Meropidae
Gene: BPHL
Product: biphenyl hydrolase-like (serine hydrolase)
Exons: 6
Source: RefSeq, a predicted model, not a curated record
CACUUCAAUAAAAUCUGCCAAAAUCCAAGUGAAUGGAGUCCAGCUGCACUACCAGCAGACAGGAGAAGGAAGCCACGCGGUUCUCCUGCUUCCCGGGAUGCUAGGGAGCGGCCAGACCGACUUUGGACCACAGCUGAAGUCCCUGAACAAGCAGCUCUUCACAGUUGUUGCCUGGGAUCCUCGGGGAUAUGGACAGUCCAUCCCUCCACCUCGAGACUUUCCUCCAGACUUCUUUGAGAGGGAUGCAAAAGAUGCUGUGGAUCUUAUGCAGGCCCUGCAGCUGCAGCAGUUCUCCCUGCUGGGGUGGAGCGACGGCGGGAUCACCGCGCUCAUCGCGGCCGCCAGGUACCCGGCGCUCGUCCGCAGGCUGGUGGUGUGGGGAGCCAACGCCAGCGUCACCCAGGAGGAUGUGAGGAUCUACCAGGGCAUCCGAGAUGUUUCAAAAUGGAGUGAAAAGGUCAAGAAACCCCUGGAAGAGCUGUAUGGGUACACGUACCUUGCAAAAACCUGUGAGGCCUGGGUGGAUGGAAUAUCACGCUUUGCUGAAAACCCAGAUGGUAAUAUCUGCCAACAGUUGCUGCCAGAUAUUAAAUGCCCCACAUUGAUAAUCCAUGGUCAGAAAGACCCCUUGGUUCCCCAGGCACAUGCAGAAUACAUUCACAGGCACAUCAAAGGCUCCCGGUUGCUCCUGAUGCCAGAAGGAAAGCAUAACCUACACCUGCGUUUUGCAGAGGACUUCAACAGACAAGUGGAAGAUUUCCUGCAAUGA